CAGUAUCAGGAGUUAUGGUAAUGGUUAAUAGAUCUUCCACCGUUAUUGCCACAUGCAAUGCAACUGCCCACUUCUUCUUCUUCUUCUUCUUCCUCCUCCGCCUUGGGAUUUGCUCGCGUAGCACUCGCUCCUAGGCGCGUCGCCAAGUCCUCAUCUGCUCUCCCGCCCGCCAGCAAAUGCUUUUCCCACCCCCUCACCUCCUCCUCCGCCUCUACUUAUACCCUUCCCUAUCGAUCUCCCGCCCUGACAGCGACACUGCCUAGUGGCAUGCAGCGCCAAGCUGUGAAUCGUACUCGGUCUGGCAUUCCGUCGAGCACCUUCUCUAUGGAUGACGACGUCCGCGCCAAGACCCGAGCUUGCGCCGGCGAGACCUCGGCCGCGGCGGCGUCCAGGAUCAUCGCCCAGUGGGCCACGCGGCGCCGCCAGGCGUGCGAGCAGAUGGUGCUCACCACGCUCGACCUCGACCGCCGCGACCGCGAGUCCGAGCUCCUCGCGCUCGCGCGCCUCCACGCCGUCUCAAUGCUCGACGCCUCCUUCCUCCGCGCCGCCGACGACCAUGUAGAAGUGGGCAGACACCGCGCGCGGUCGCCGGAGCGCGCGCUUGUAAGGCGGAUCGCAAGGGAGUGGGCGGCCUCCCCACGCGGUGCCGGCGAGGGCGCGGCGCGGGGGCGGGGCGAGGAGUGGAUGGGCGAGACCGAGCGUGAGCGGGUGCGCUCCGUGCGGGAGCGCGUCCGCAUGGCCAGCCAGGGCGGUCCCGACCAGAGACCCACCCGCGAUCGCGAGGGCGAGCCGCCCAGGCUGCGCGCCGACGCCGUCACGCGCAGGGCCAUGGAGCGGCAGCGCGAGCUGCAGGGCCUCUCCGAGCACCGCGCCGUUUCCGCAUUCGCUCACCGCGGCCGCAUUCAGUCUGUUCUCCGAGGUAGAUUCUUUCGUAGUGGAAGGCCUAUGAACGAUGAGAGACCAAUUUCUGUGGCAGCCAGAGAAUUAGGACAGCUUAGACAGAGUCAUCCUGACUCUAGAUUGAGGGAAGAAGUUCGCUUUCUAACAGAAAGGGUCACCAGCGAUCAGGCAACUUCAGGGGCAUUGACUACUCAAAACAGUUCUGCCAAUAAUGAGCAUGAUAGUGUAACACCUCAGGUUGCAAGUGAUGAUAACCAUCAUAUAGAAAAUGCAACUCGUAGUUAUGAAAUCCAGACACAUCAACCGAUGCAAGAUGAAGCUGUACAUAUCGAAAGCAUUGUACCUGACGGUAAUGAUGUUCUGCAAAAUGACUUUGCCCAGGAACAAAUACGCCAAUAUGAAGAGUAUUCAGAUUCAGGGUCCUCGGAACAGGACAGUGGGCAAUCUGGUUCUGCCUCUUCUACUGCAUCUAGCAGCAGCAUACAACAAGAAGCCGAAACUUAUGGACAACAAACUGAUUUGCAAUGGUCAAGGGAUAUAUCGGUUAGUGAGGAUGGACAUGACAGCGCCUUCCUACAUAGAGACGAGGAAUGGCAUGUUACAGAUUCUCUAGAAGGUGAACAGCUGUGGCAAUCAGGUCGAAGUUUCUCUUCUAGCAGAAACAUUAAUCGGUUUAGUCCACCGGAUGAUGAUGUUUAUGGAGUUGAGCUCAGAGAACUCUUAAGCAGGCGUAGCGUCUCAAAUCUUCUCAGAAGCGGCUUCCGUGAAAGUCUGGAUCAGCUCAUUCAAUCUUAUGUUCAAAGGCAAGAACAUGAUCCUCGUGACUGGGAUUUCGAUGGACAGAGACCAGCCACUGGUUUACUCAACCAAGAUCCUAUUGAACACAGGAUCGAUGAACCGAGUCGGGCUGAGAGUGACACCGCAGCCCAGCCUUCAGCUGCGUUACCUGGGCAAACACUUAUCCCACAGCAGCGGCAAUGGCAGAUUGAGUUGUCCCAUCAGAACUGGAGUCACCAAAGCAUGCAUCGGUCUGAAUUUGACUGGGACGCCAUCCAUCUUCUGCGAGACGAGUUGACUGGAGUACAGAGAGGAAUGACCAGCAUGCAGCAGAUGCUAGAAGCGUGCAUGGAGAUGCAGAUCGAGUUGCAGCGCUCCGUGAAACAAGAAGUUUCUGCUGCUCUAAACCGCUCUUUAACCAUUCGAGCUGAAGAAACGUUAGAGGAUGCAUCGCAGUGGAAACUAGCAAGGAAAGGAACCUGCUGCAUCUGCUGCGACAACCAAAUUGACUCCCUUCUUUACAGAUGUGGGCAUAUGUGCACGUGCUCAAAGUGCGCGAGCGAGCUGCUUCACGGGGUCGCCAAAUGCCCGCUGUGCCGGGCACCUAUAGUUGAAGUGAUCCGAGCCUACUGCGUAACGUAACAGGAGGAGCCUAGAUAGAAAGUAGAGGAGAGGGGUUAAUUUGACUCUGGAGGUUUUCAGUUCCAGUUUUGACUGCAGGAGCAGAUGUAUCUUAGUUUUUUUAGUUCUGAAACCAGUCUUUUGCAUUGUUUCUGUAGUCUCCAUGCUAAUGUGCCCUUGCAGAAACUUUUAAUCCAGUAGCCUUGUAAUGAAAUAAGUGAUCCGUGAGGUCAUAAACUGUACUAUCCUUCGUUGCA
Molecule: messenger RNA, 2555 nt
Organism: Phragmites australis (common reed)
Lineage: Eukaryota; Viridiplantae; Streptophyta; Magnoliopsida; Poales; Poaceae
Exons: 7
Coding region: 58-2319 (753 amino acids)
Source: RefSeq, a predicted model, not a curated record